Molecule: messenger RNA, 771 nt
Organism: Saccoglossus kowalevskii
Lineage: Eukaryota; Metazoa; Hemichordata; Enteropneusta; Harrimaniidae
Biological process (GO): Notch signaling pathway
Molecular function (GO): Notch binding
Source: RefSeq, a predicted model, not a curated record
AUGGUGGCAUGUGCGAUUGGACCGGAUAUAGCGAGGAUUACAACUGUGUCUGUCAAGAUGGUUAUACCGGCAGAUUCUGUGAAAAUGCAAAUACAUCAGUGUUCUGGGGAGGGAGAUUGCUCAAAUAACGGUAACUGCGAAGAUGAUGGUUAUGGUAAUAUGUUUUGCAAUUGCAACGCUGAAUAUACUGGAUUUUAUUGUGAAACUCAGUUGUCGUGUAUGUCGGAAGAAUGUAGAAAUGGUGGUUACUGCAUGGAAGACGCUGAUGGUGUAUACUAUUGUAAAUGUCCAGAGGGAUACACUGGAACCAAAUGUGAAAUCGCCAUACCAUCGUGUACCAGUUGUUUGGUAAAUACCACGUGUUAUUCUGAUCCGUGUGAAUGCCAAGGACGAAAUUGCCCUGAUCCAGAACAAAUACGUUACACUACAUGCAUCUUCUGUGAAAGCUUUGACUACGAUGAGUGUUAUUAUGACCCUAGGAAUAGCCGUACCUUGUUGUGUGAACAGGGUUGCAUGAGUUUCAGUUAUCGUACUGGUGAAGGGAUAUGGAUCGAACGUAGUUGUGCUGAUGAUGGAUGUUGGAAUGGGUGCUACGGGGAAGCGGGCAUGGAACAGUGUAAAUCAUGUUGCUACGACGAUAAAUGCAACACCUAUGACCCCUUGUUCACCGUGACUAUUACUGCAGCAAGCGGCCUUCUUGGCAUCAGUGUUGUUGGUACAUCUAUGGCGUGUGCACUGGCCAUCGUCGUCGCCUAGUUACGAUACCAUUGG